Messenger RNA from Brenthis ino (lesser marbled fritillary), 5874 nucleotides. NCBI's taxonomy places the organism in Eukaryota, Metazoa, Arthropoda, Insecta, Lepidoptera, Nymphalidae. The record is from the annotation of a GenBank genome assembly.
AUGUCUUCAGCAGAGAAGAAAAUAAACAGCCCUGUUUAUGACAAGGAAAAUGAAAAGACGCGUAUUCAGAGUUUAAUAGAAAAAGAGCUGGAUUUGGAAGAAUCGAUUUUGAAUGAGGAACUGUCAGAUAUUGCUUUAGAUCAAGCAAUCAUAGGCGAGCAAUCCAAAAAAGUUGAAGAUGUUAUAGAAAAGAAUUUAGAGGAUAUCUUGUUAAAUAAUAUGGGUGAUAAACCUUCAGAGUUAGGAGACAGUGACAACCAAGAUGAUGACUUAAAGUUAAGAUGGGAAGACGAUCUUGAAGAGGAAGCAGCGCUUUUGGAAGAUCCAAUAGACAAAUCAGGUGUUGAAAGUUGUAAAAUAGACUUAACAUUUCAAGAGGACGUUAUUCAAACUAUUGAAGAUGAAGAGAAAUUUUUGGAUGCAUUAGAUGAAGUUAAUGAAGCGAAAGAUUCUGUGCCAUCGUCUGUGGUAGGUACUCCAUUUGCUCCAAAAACAGCACAUGGUCUAAAUAAACCGGAUAUGAUGUUAGAAAUACCAACACAAGAAUUGAUUGAGUGUAGUGAUGAUGAAGCAGACCUGAUGAAUAAUCUUGAAAUGUCACCAGAUGAGGUUUCAGAGGUUAGUAAUGACAAUUCAAAAGAUAUAGAUGAAGAUAUAUUAUUAGGUACUGACGAAGAAAAGUCAAAUGAGAACCUAAUAGACAGCAAAAGCAAUGAAAUUAAUGAUAAUGAUGAUGAAGUUGAUGAUAAUGAUGACAUGACUACAUCAGGAAAUGACACUUCAUUACAACAACAAAUACUUACAGAAGAAAACAUAAUAAAAGAAACAUUUAUUGAACCAGAUCCAGAAGCAGAAACUAAAUUAGCUGUAGAUAUUCUUUCAAAAGAGUUAAAUGCAUCUUAUACAAGAAAUCUUAUAGAUCAAGAAGAGUAUUUUUUACUUGGCGAUGAUUCUAUUGAUGUAGCGGAAAAUAAAUUACUUCAAGACUCUGAAACUAAAGAAACAAACAAACUCGAAAUUUUGCAAGCUUCUUCAGAAAUUGUGACCUUAGAUACUGAAUUUAUACAACAGGAAGAUAAUAUAGAAGUCAAUGAAGAAAUUUUAGAUGAUAGAGAUGUAAAUAAAGAUGAUUGUGGUGAUAGUCUGUUAUCCCUGAUUGAAAGUGAAUCAGAUAAAAAUAAAUCUGUUGCAAUAGUAGGCAUAACAGAUGAUGCUCAAGAACCAUCAGUUGAAGCAAUGGAAUGUGACGUUGAAAAUAUUAAAGAAUCAGAAGAAUCUGUUUUUCCAAUUCUAUCUAAUAUACAAAUUGAUACUAAACUAAUAGAGAAAGAUAAUUUAAAUCAAAAUAUCAAAGAUAUGAAUGAUAUUAAUAUGGAUUUAGAGGAACAAAGUGAAGAAAUGUCUAAAGAGGACAAUACUAUGCAUGAUCAAAUAACUGAAGUCCAAGAGAUUUUUAAAGGAAAAAAAGAGCAAGAUCAAGAUCAAGCAGUUCAAGAAUCACUAGAAAAACAACAAUCAAAUACAAUUUUAGAACAACAAUUAACAGACACAACACAUUCUGUCACUGAAUUACAAAAAACAGCUAUGGAAAUAAGUGAACCGCAACCAUCAACUUCAUUUGCAGUAGAAAUAAAAAGUAACUUCCCAGAAGUUAGUGAAAUAAUUGACAAUCAAGAUGUAGAAUCAAAUAUUCCUCAACCUUGUACAUCUUUUAGUAUUGAUAAUGAAAAUUCUACAUUUGGUUCACCAAUUGCUCAAAACGAUGUAUCAGAAAUGUCAGACAGUCUUGGAUUAUUGGCUGAAAGUUCCAGGGUUGUUGAAGAUGAUGAGUAUGAUGAAGAUGGUGAUGGUGAUGAUGAUGACGACUUUGAUAAUUAUGAUGAUGAAAGCAGUUUCCCGGUGACAGCUGAAAAUUCAGAGGAUUCUAACGCUCAACACUCGGAGACUGAUACAAAGUUAGAAGUGCCUGAUAAGGAUAACUUUGAAUUUACUAUUAGUGAUGUAGUCAGUGAUUCUUAUGACAAAAAAACAGACUGGAAUAAUGAGACUGAAGUAGAUCAGAAACAACAAAUAAAGGAAACUGAUGUGAAAGAAGAUUCAAAUGAAUGUAAACUCGAAGAGGAUUCAAGAGAUACAGAACGGGAACAUUCGUCUGAUGUAUGCGAUACUAAUGUGGAUGUUAAAGCGGAUAGCAUUUUGAAGAAUUUGCUAAUAAAUAAUGAGAAUUCGCGAGAAACGUCCAGUGCGAAAGAUAAAAAAUUACCAGAUGGCGCUACCACCCAAGACAAUGUGGUGAAUAUCGUUGAUCUAGAAGAGAGUUCUUCAGAUGAGGAAAAAGGAAGUGAUCAAGUGCCUACUGAAGAGAUAUCAACAAGCACAGAUAAACUAGAAGCGACUAUUGAAGAUACAACUACAUACAAUAAAGAUGUCCAAAUUGAAACAAAGAAAUCGCCUAAAAAAUCUGACAAAAAAACAGAGCAAGCGAAGAGUGAGAUAGAGUCGGUCAAUGAAAAUGAAAACAAGAAAACUCAAAGUGGUUUAGAAGUGUACAACCUUGAUUCUGAUGAAGAGGACUCUGUGGAGAACAAAAUGGAGGUAGACAAUAAAGCUUCAGAAGAUAAAAAGGAGAUAGAGCAAUUAAGUGUCGAUACACCAAAAUGUAUAAACAAAUUAUGCUCGCACACGUCGCGUAACUUUUAUAUAGCGAAUAUCCAAGCUAUAAACUUUUAUGAGGCGGAUAAGAAGAAACGUCUGUAUGUGUGUGAGACGUGUGCUGAUGCUGUGGAGGAAAGGAAUCAGGAGCUUAUAGCGGGCGUGAAAAAUUUCACCCCUCUUUUAGAGUUGAGUUUUAAGAAAUGUAGAGAAGAUCUUGUGGAGAUAUCUGACUCCGAGUCUGAAGAAGAAGUAGAGUUCGACGAUCGGGAUCAACAGAUGAUCGGUGAAGGUGGUGCUAAAAUAAUAGAACAGCAAUUGGCAGCGAUGAUCAAUGAAACGUGGGAAAAAUUCAAAAUGGACGCCCGUUUGGCGCAAUCUAAGGAUGCGCUCCAAGUUGAAAUGUCUAGGAUACAGAAGGAAAGUCAAGAGUUGAACGACCUUUUGAACGAGUGUCAAGCCGCCACAGAUAAACUAAGAAAUGAUCUAUAUUCAACGUUUGAACCGAAAAUAGUGGAACUACCCACAUUAGUUGUGUUUGAUACACCUAAUUGUUCUUAUUCGUGCACGAAUUCUUCGAAAGGCGCAGAAGAAAAACUAAUUAAAGACGCAGCAUCAUUGAAAUUGAAACGAGGACGUUCGCCAUCGAAGGACAUUCCAUCUAAACGACCCGCCAUACCGUUAGGAUAUACGCCUUUGGAAGAUAAAACUAAUAUAGAAUCAAUUGAACAUACAGGUGACAAACUGGAUGACGAUUCAACAGACGUGGCUGUGGUCAAAUUAUCCGCAGAAUCUGCCCCAAAAGACCUUCCACCCUCUGGGGAGGUGACCUUUGCCCCCUUAAAAGUUGGUAUGACGGUAUACGCCAUGAAAAAUACAUCUGGUUCAUGGUUGAAAGCGAGGAUAGUGGAAAUCAUACCGAAAGGUGGAGCAAACGCUUUCACGGCUUGUCGAGUCAAAUUCGAGCAUAGAGUAUCUAAACAGCCCUUCAAGACUUUGCCGGCUAGACAUUUGGCGUACUUCGAACCGCCAGACGUCAGGAUGACUAUUGGACGUCGUGUAAUAGCUCUGUUCAAAGAUGUGAAUAAACGCGAAUCUUUCUAUUCGGGCAUUGUCGCUGAGAUUCCGAAUCCAGUGAAUUCUUACAGAUACUUAAUAUUCUUCGAUGACGGCUAUGCACAGUACGCGCCGCAUGCGCAUACACGUUUAGUAUGUGAGUGCGCCGCUUUAGUAUGGGAGGAAGUUCAGUCUUUCUCACGGGAAUUCGUACGCCAGUACCUACUGGCUUACCCUGAACGUCCCAUGGUCCGUCUCCAUGCUGGACAGAAUCUGAAGACUGAGUGGCGUGGAAAAUGGCUGCCAUCUCGAGUGUUACGUGUAGACGCGUCGUUAGUCGAAGUGCAGUUUCUGAAGGUAGCCAGAAGAGAAUGGAUAUAUCGUGGCUCUACGAGACUGGCGCCAUUAUAUCUAGAAUUUAAGGCUGCAGAAAGGCAUAGACCUAGGGCUAUGCCCAGAACUCAACCACAGUCUAGGUCGAACAUGCCGUACGUAGAAUACACGCGAUCAGACGAGCAAAAUAAGGCAUCAGACAAUCAAUCACAACAAAUAAUAAUACAGCAACAAAAUGAGGAAUUACGCCGUCAACGCGCCGUAGCAAAGAAAUCAACGACUGCACCGUUACAGACGACUGCGUAUGCAAGUUCGAAUCUCGACAACGUCUGUAGUAGGGUCGUGUACUAUACACCUAAAAACGCAGUGAAACCACUCAAAAUGGUUCCACACAUCUGUUCACCGAAAUGUAAGAGGAAAGAUGUGUUGGCAUUGAAGGAUCUAAGGACCUACAAUCCGUUGGCUAAGCCUUUGCUGAGUGGAUGGGAAAGACAAAUAGUAAGAUGGAAAUGCCAUAAAGAAGUAAUGUAUAGAGCCCCCUGUGGCCGGCGUUUGAGGGAUAUGCGAGAGUUGCACAAAUAUCUAAGAGAUAUACAAUCUGACAUGGCUGUGGAUUUGUUUGAUUUCUCACCUUCUACGCACUGUUUGGCCGAAUUCGUCCUGAAUAAAUGUUUUGUCGGCAAAAAGGAUUUGUCACAUGGCAAGGAAAACGUGCCGGUGCCAUGUGUGAAUUAUUAUGAUGAUUCGCUGCCAGAAUUUUGUUCCUACAACACUGAGAGAACACCCACUGCGGGAGUGCCCCUAAAUUUGGAUCCAGAGUUUCUAUGUGGAUGUGAUUGUGAAGACGAUUGUGAGGACAAAACAAAAUGUGCAUGCUGGAAGAUGACUCUCGAAGGUGCUAAAACUAUAGGUCUUGAAGGAGAUAACGUGGGUUACGCAUACAAGAGACUACCGGAGCCGUUGCCUUCGGGUAUAUACGAGUGUAAUUCUAGAUGUAAAUGUAAACACACGUGUCUCAAUCGCGUCGCACAACAUCCCUUGCAGCUAAAACUACAAGUAUUCAAAACGGGUAAUCGUGGUUGGGGAAUACGCGCUCUAAACGAUAUCCCUAAGGGAGCCUUUUUAUGUGUAUACGCGGGGAACCUAUUGACAGACGCUACAGCUAAUUUGGAUGGUCUGAACGAAGGAGAUGAGUAUUUAGCCGAAUUAGAUUAUAUAGAAGUGGUCGAGCAAAUGAAAGAAGGAUAUGAAGAAGAUAUACCGGAAAAUAUAAAGAAAUUAGAUAAGAAAGAAUCUUCCCAACAACCUUCGGAAGAGUCGGAAGAUGAACUAUCGUCGGAAGGGGAGUCUAAUAACAGUAACUACGAUCAAGAAGAUGACGACUUCCAACCGGGAUAUAUAUCUAACUCUGUGUCUGAGUUCAAUAAACGUCUACGCAGACGAGAUUCUAAGAAGGACAAAGAAGAAGCUAACCAAAAAGAAAAGGAGAAAGAGAAAGAGACAGAAAAGAAAGAGAAAGAGACAGAAAAGAAAGAGAAAGAGGAGAAGGAAACGAAUCCAGAUGAAGAGUGCAUCACAAUCAGCGAUGAUGAAGAAGUCCCACUUGUUUCUGAAAAUAAUAUACCUGCUUCACUUAUUGUUAAAGCUGUAGAUGACCAACAUCUAGAUAAUGAACAUGAAUAUAAUGAAUCGGUUCUUACACGUGUGUCAUCUGUUGAACCUUACAUAAUUGCUUCUAACAUAGCACCGCCUAUACUCAAACCUGGAAAUAACUUACCUGAGCGGCCAUCACUUCCCGAAGGGCCCAUGAAUGAUGUAUCUGUAGACGCUGAA